UGCGCAUGCGUGUCCUCUGCUCUUCCUUUCCGACGCACGACCGGAGCAGACAACAUGGGCCAUCAGCAGCUGUACUGGAGCCACCCCCGAAAGUUCGGACAGGGAUCCCGCUCCUGCCGGGUUUGCUCAAACAGACACGGCCUGAUCCGCAAAUAUGGACUCAACAUGUGCCGUCAGUGCUUUCGACAAUACGCCAAGGAUAUUGGAUUUGUCAAGCUGGACUAAAAUCAGCAGCGAUUCCUGAUGGGUUGAAAUCUUUGGAAGUUUGGCCGAGAUGUGACGCCCCAGUUUUGCAAAUAAAUGUUUCUUUUUGUCCA
Periophthalmus magnuspinnatus is the source of this 317-nucleotide messenger RNA. RefSeq names its product ribosomal protein S29 (gene rps29). The record is from RefSeq and is a predicted model, not a curated record. Bases 55 to 225 code for a protein of 56 amino acids. Gene Ontology annotation, molecular function: zinc ion binding; structural constituent of ribosome. Gene Ontology annotation, biological process: translation. Gene Ontology annotation, cellular component: cytosolic small ribosomal subunit; ribosome. Lineage: Eukaryota; Metazoa; Chordata; Actinopteri; Gobiiformes; Gobiidae. The transcript has 3 exons.